AUGGCCUAUCAGAGAGUCGUAAACUAUUUCUAUGCAGAUUUUAAGACCUUCUUGGCCCGCCUCGUUCUAUGUAGUUUGUGCAAAAGCAAACUUAACUAAACUUUCCUCGCUUUGGCAAGUAAACUCUAGUGCACCCCCAUCUCCCAGAUUUCCUAUCUGUUGCAGAGUUCCUAGAUAAACAAGACGCUUAUCGCUGAUCCCAUUGGAGUAUGUAGGAUCUCGAGUUUCAACAUCGAACUUUGUGGGAUAUACUUCUGCUGUCCUGGCACUUCAGCGGAACUGAGUUUUUUUUUUUUGGAUAAUUGUACAGAUCAGCAGCGUUUACCCUCCAGGAAUCCGAUUUGAGGGAAUGUGAUAUGUACCGGGAAUGGAAAAAAAUGAGAUGGCUGGAUGGGCUUGCUGAAAUUUAGGCUACAGACAAACGGACAUGGUCCGCAUCCCUGCCCGGUAGAUAAAUGUUUAUGGACACCUUGGAGUAUAGACAAGACUCUGCCAGAAAGCUUAGAAGCACAUAUCUAGUUCCUGUGGUCUUCCCAGACAGAAAAACAGGGACGCAAUACCUGGUGUUUGACCCAUUUAUAAAGCACAGGGCUGGAUACUUUAUUCUAGCAAUCAACACGUCUUGGAAACGUUCAGCCAGAGGGUCUUCAGCAAGGAAGUGUGAUUUGGUUAUAAAACAUAAACUUGGAUACUCAGCCUUGGAAUAUGAUUUCUUCCAGAAACACAGACUGGGACAUCUGUCCCUAAAUUUCCACUCUAGUCCUGAAAACUUGGAAAAGGAUAUCAAAGGUUGGAACUGGAACCCAGCUGAAGAGUUGGAUACCUGACACCAGACAGAGACCUGGAUCUGCUGGUGGGAGGAGCUACUCUUGCUGACUGAAAUGUAGAGGGCUGGUGCUCCCUGUUGUGGACUUGGAGUGAACAGACCACCCAUUAAUUGCUGCUUCCACACGAUGUUGUCCUGUUUAUUACUACUGGCUACUUUUUUCCCAGAGCGAUCUUUUGCAGAAGUCAACUUUGAGAUGUGCCGUUUUCCACUGGGAAUGAACGAGGGUAAGAUUCGAGAUGAGGACAUCACUGCUUCCAGUCAGUUUUAUGACACAACAGGACCACGGUUUGCCAGGUUGGACAGAGAGGAAGGAGAUGGUGCCUGGUGCCCAGCAGGUGACCCGCAGCCAGGGGGUUCGGAGUUUCUACAGAUAGACUUAAGAAAAAUGCAUGUAAUUACACUGGUGGGGACUCAGGGUCGUCAUGCAAAAGCCACUGGCAAAGAGUUUGCACGUGCUUAUCGCCUAGAAUACAGUCGAAAUGGUGAACGAUGGAUAUCUUGGAAGGAUCGACAUGGAAGACAGAUUCUUCAGGGAAAUAGUAAUGCCUACCAGGUGGUGCUGAAGGACUUGGUCCCACCAAUUAUUGCUCGCUUUGUCCGAGUGAUUCCUGUGACAGACUUGCCUGCCACUGUAUGUAUGCGGGUUGAACUCUAUGGCUGUGACUGGUCAGAUGGUCUUGAAUCAUAUAGUGCUCCAGUGGGACAGCAGACAAUAGCAGCUCCAGGGCAGCCCAUUGUGUACCUCAAUGACACCACUUAUGAUGGCUUCUCCGAGAAACGGAAUAUAUUUGGUGGUCUAGGCCAGCUGACAGAUGGAGUUCUUGGACUCGAUGAUUUUUCUCAGGGUCGUUUGUCGUGGUUGUGGCCAGGUUAUGAUUAUGUGGGCUGGCAGAAUGGGAGCUUCAAUUCUGGCUAUGUGGAGAUGGAAUUUCAGUUUGACCAACAGAGAAACUUCACACACAUGAAGGUUCACUGCAAUAACAUGUUCAGCAGAGGAGUGAAGAUUUUCCGUGAAGUCCAGUGUUGUUUCAAGUUGCAGCUUGCCUCACAGUGGGAGUCUGAACCAGCUGGUUUCACUACAGUGCUCGAUGACAAGAACCCCAGUGCUCGCUUUGUCACUAUACCGUUGCAUCAUAGAGUCGCCAAAGCUAUCUUGUGCCAUUUUUAUUUUGCAGACACAUGGAUGAUGUUUAGUGAAAUCACUUUUCUUUCUACAAUAAAUCCAAAAGCGUAUGAAGACAAAAUUCCAAGAGUGACCACAGCAGUUCCAGACACCAGUGGAGGUAGACAAGAGUCGGUCACAGUAAAUCCUAUCGUUGGUGUAACCAAAGUUAAAAGAGUAACAACAGCAGUGCCAUUUACCAAGCUGAGCACCACUGAAGCAAGACAAGAAACCACACUUCCCUUCACAAUCAGCCGGCCUGUGGAUAAGCCUGACAACUUUGGCACCUCCAUUUUGAUUGGCUGCCUUGUCGCGAUUAUUCUUCUGUUACUCCUUGUCAUUUUCCUUAUCCUAUGGAAGCAGUAUAUUAAGAAACGACUGGAAAAGGCUCCAAGACGAAUCCUUGAUGGAGAUGCUACAGUACGUCUUUCUUCCUACAGUGACACAAUUGUCAUUAACAACCAGGCACAAAUCUACCAGUCUAAUCCCACUUAUGAAAGGAUCUUUCCUCUGGACCUAGAGUACCAUGAGCCCACUACACUAGUGCACAAGUUACCAGAACUUUCUCAGAGUGCUGAAGACUCUGUACUCUGCCUUAGCAAUCCCAGCUAUGAUCUUUUUCUCUCUUCAAUCUUUACGCUGUCUCACUGGCCUGGUUGGCAUAUCGGGGAAACUAAACUGCAUGGCAAAAAUGCUUGCAGUGGUGACUAUGCUGAACCAGACUUGACCAAGUGUACUCCACACCAGGGUUUUCAAAAUAAUGUUCCCCAUUACGCAGAGACAGAUAUCGUGAACCUGCAAGGAGUGACUGGAAAUAACACGUAUGCUGUACCUGCCGUCACUGUCGACUCCCUCACAAAAAAGGACAUAACUGUGGGAGAAUUCCCACGGGAUCAACUGCACUUUAAGGAGUUGCUGGGAGAAGGGCAGUUUGGAGAGGUUCAUCUGUGUGAGUUGCCUGGCCAUUUGGGUUUCGCAGGCAUGGGACUUCUCUUGAGUGAACGGAGGGAUCAGCCAAUGCUGGUUGCAGUAAAGAUGCUGAGAUCUAAUGCCAAUGUAACUGCCAGGAACAACUUUCUGAAGGAGAUUAAAAUUAUGUCUCGGUUGAAUGACCCCAACAUUAUCCGCCUGCUGGGAGUGUGCAUACAAGAUGAUCCUCUGUGCAUGAUAACAGAAUACAUGGUGAACGGGGACCUCAACCAGUUUUUGUCCCAGAGGGAGAUGGAGAGUCCUAUUACAGCAGCUAACAACAUACCGUCUAUAAGCUAUCGUAACUUGCUACACAUGGCCAUACAGAUUGCAUCUGGGAUGAAAUACACCUCAUCUUUAAACUUUGUGCAUAGAGACCUGGCAACUCGAAACUGCUUAGUAGGAAACAACUACACUAUCAAAAUUGCAGACUUUGGCAUGAGUCGAAACCUGUAUAGUGGGGAUUAUUACCGAAUUCAGGGCAGAGCUGUAUUACCUAUCAGAUGGAUGGCAUGGGAAAGUAUCCUGCUGGGGAAGUUCACGACAGCCAGUGACGUCUGGGCUUUUGGUGUUGUCCUGUGGGAAAUGUAUACCCUCUGCAAAGAACAACCGUUCAGCCAGCUCUUAGAUGAACAAGUAAUUGAAAAUACAGGAGAGUUCUUCCGAAACCAAGGGAGACAGAUUUACCUUUCCCAGCCGCCUCUAUGUCCACCGCAAAUCUUUGACCUCAUGCUGCGAUGCUGGAGUCGUGACAUCAAAGAUCGUCCAACUUUUGGGGCUAUAUAUCGUUUUCUUUUACAACAGAGGGCAUUUGUUGUCUAGCGUCAUAGCCUGUGAACAGCUAGGGAAACCUAAGGAGAAUGGAGCCCCACAUUGUGGUUUCUGUGCCAUAAAGCAUGCAGCCUUCAGUACUGAAGCUAUCAUUGGUUGUCUGUUAAGACUGGUUUUGUCUUAGUGCAUCCCUAAAUAUUAAGUGAUGCAACAUUCUGUGGUUUGGUGACACUGUCUCCCAUUUAAAUGCAACAUUUUAAGGAAUAUGUUUUCCUCUUUUAUUUAGAGAAUGUCUUUUCAAAUUGUUGAUUCUUCAAAGACAAGGAAUUCUUACUGAGAUAAGCAGUGUUGAAGGUUCUGAUCUUAUUUCCACCAUGGACAAGAUGAAGGAAACAAGAUCUGUGUACACUUUUAAGAGACAAAGCGCACACAGACUAUUUCCCAAUGUUUAGAUGGGGAUUGCUGAAGAGUAACAUUCAGAAUAGAAGCCACUGUAAUUUAUGAAAGUGACAUUUUGGUCUUGGAAGAUAUUUCCUUCAGAUCUGUCAUCACAACAGAGGCUUGUUAUAGACAAAGUUAAAGGCUUGUAUGGCCACCAUGAUGGGAAGUGCAGUGGAAAACUCCCAUGAGGAUUUGCAGUGGAAUACUACCGUGGGGACUAGUAGUGGAAUACUGCCAUGUGGAUUUGUAGCGGAAUAUUCCAUGUUGAUCUGCAGUGGGAUUAAGUACACAGACUGGAGUUGCUUAUCCUACUAGGGUAUGUAAUUUGCAUUGUGCAGCCCAUCCCAUUUCACAUGGACAUCCAUAUUCAUCUGGAAUCAGACAUGCCUUCAAUGGCUAGAAAUGGAUUAGGAGCUUUUAGAUAGGAAUGUACUGCACUAAUUUUGAAAUUGAUACCUAUAUGCAGGACUGCUUUUUUUCCUGCAAGAGUCUUAAAGUUUUUGAAAGGUCUAUUUAGACUUCUAGUUAAUGUUAAAAGUGUGAGAUAUAUGCAGCUGUAAACAUGGUUAUUUUCUUUUUCCUGUGGUUUAUGAUGAGCACUGCUUUUUGUUGCUUCCGUUUCGCACACUGGAGUUUUAGUGAUAUGAAUGUUAAAGCUGAAUGUUAUUAGUCGUAGUGUGGUCACCGUAGAAGGAGUCCACCUUUGGCCUGUGAGCAAUGACUAAGAGCUGUGUUUGGCUGAGGGAAAACUAAUGUACUACUGUCAAUGUGUAGAUUUGCCAGUAUGGACUGAAAGGUAGUUAUUACAAGAUAAUAUGGACUGAAAGGUGGUAGUCACUACAAGAGAAUAUGGACUGAAGGGUAAUUAUUACUACAGGAGAUAAUCCCAAUAGUUUAUGCAGCCACAUUGGAUGGCAUUUGUUCUUAAGCCUAAGCAAUAUUUGCAGAGUUUUUUUGUGCACUAAUGUCGCUGUGGGUUAAACAUCACAGGGACAGUCUAAUUCAGAACAGUACCACUGUGCAUAUCGUAGUUCAAACUAGCCAGCCCCCCUCCCCACUACCUAGAAGGGAGUAGUUGCUUGCAAAGUACUAAUCGAAAACCAGUGUAGAGAUGCUAAAUUCUAAACUGAUGUACACUUCACAACCACAAGAAUAAUCUUGCCUAUAGAAGAUAUUACACUUCUGGACAUAUAUAAAGUUGUUGAGUCUAGUAUGUCCAACUGUAUUAGUAACUUGAGCAAAUGAUACCUGAAAGUUUGGGUGGCUCCAUAGAAACUGAUGUGUAGGGUUGCUUCUUCAUGUAAUGUUGGUAAAGAGUCUUGUCCAGUAUGUUAAAAUGAAUUGACAUAAAUGGAGAUGAUGAAUUCUAGUAUGAUGGAUUCCAGCUGUUUCUUUUGCUGGAAAAAGAUAUGAGAAACAGUUGCAUUUCCGUGCUUAAGUGCAGCUCAUGUGGUAUCUCUGGCUAAUAAAAAGUAGCUGGCUUAAAUAAUUGAAGCAAAUCAGGGAUGCACUUUGAGUAAUAAUCUUAUUAUGGGUGUGUUAAAGCUGUUGGCGGUAAGAUUGUCCUUUUUAUCUGACUAAAUUCAUAUGGCCAGCCACCUGUUAAAUUUCCAUUUAUGUUGUUUUUGGUCCAGGUUCAGGAAGAAUCUUACUGCCAGGACCAGGAAAAUAAAGAUUUAAUUCUUUCAUUUCCAUUCACUAAAGUCAAACCACUGUGAUGAACAAUCGCAAUUCUAACCCCUGGCAACAGAAACUGAGGAAAGACUAUUGAAGACAUCUGUAUUACGGAAGUGUAGGGUGUAUCAGUUACCACACCACUACAUUGCUGCUUAUGUUUCCAUAACUAGGAGGGAAAAAAUAGGGGUCUCUUGGAACAAGUGAGUCAUUGCCAUUGCUUGGUCCUAGACCUGGUAAUCUCUUCAAUACUUCUUGCAUAAAUAGUCAAUCCUACAAGGUUGUAUCCUGUAAGUAAGGAUGCACAAGGUAGGAGGAGGUUCUAGAACUGGUGCCUUCGAGUUGUCAGUGGGUCAUGAAGGAGCACAGACUGGUGUACACAUCUGUGGUGAUAGCAAGAAAGAAAGGCAGGGGGAGAAAAUGUAGCAGACAUUAAAAUUACAAAGACCCACAUAUUGAAUAAAAAAAAAACACCCAGGCCAUGUUUAGGAUAGGCCAUCACUAACUUACUGAAGGUCUGUCAGUUUAGUGCAGAGCGGAUGUGAGCUGUGGGAGCUUCAUUCCCCAGUUUUGGGUUUGAUUCCAUCAGUCUCCGUUUUCGAAUUCUACAACUCCAAACAAGUCACUUAAACUAGGCUGGGCCAUCACUAAAGAAUGGGCCUCAGUGUGUUGAAAAACCUGGUUAACAAAAUAAACUAGUAAAUUAAUCCUCUUGGUCAGCAUGCACUGUCAUUUUCUUCCCACCCUAGGGCUGGGGUGCUGUGGAGUAAUGCCCCAUUUAUACAUUUGUUUACAAGGAUCCUGCUUACAUUUGCAGCAUCCUUAUUGCCCCUGUGUUAGUCCAUCCAUUAACAUUGCCACUUGGUCUUAAGUAGGUAUUGUUUAAAUGGCUCAAUGUCAGGCAAACCAAAAGUCAUCAUUUCUGGUAUUAUUUUUUUAGUUUAUUGUUUCAUUGGAAACACUCCAAGGUAUCCCUGGAGGAAUGCUUUUAAGAUGUGGUAGUAACCUUUUAACGUGCUGGAUGACCUAAAGAUCAAAGUCCCUUUGUUUCCACAUAAUCUCUGCGGAUAUGGUAAGCUGUGCUUGACUAGGCUUUGUGUGCCCACUACGGUAUUUCUAGGAACAGAGAGCAAAGUCCGUUGUCACAGUCUUAGUUACCAAACUGUGUUCUUGUUUCAAAGAAGAGAGGAAGAGUGUGUCAUAUACAACAGGCCUGCAGUACCCUAUACUUGUAGGUACCUACCAAAUUCCCCAACUUUAAGGCUUGCGGGGGACUUUAAAUUGUUGCCCUCUAAACACAGCUAUUAAUGUUUGACUAAUGAGUUUCAGGAUUGGAAAAGCUUUAUUUUAUGUCAGAAAACAUGAUUAAGACUUGGUUUGUGCACAUAUGUAGGGUGUUAUGUUUGUACUAUAAAUGUUAAAUGUGUUUUAAAAUUAAAAGCUGUAAUUGAUAUUGUUACUACUGUAGGUGCAGACACUGGUUAGAAACUAAGCUUCCAGCUCCUCACAUUUUAUCCUUUGUGUUUUGCUUUUGUAUUCUAAAUCUUAGAGACUAUUCAUUUGAUGCAGUUCUGUCAAACAGGAGGAUACCAUGUUAGAGAGAUUUUUUGUAAGGUAUAUAGAAGCCUGAGAAAUUUGAGGUACACACUUUUUUUUGUCAUUUCACAGGUGUUGAAUUAAAAUAUGUUAUACACAAAAGUAGAAAGACAAGUUAGGCAAGCAAGUUAACCACUGCCUGCUGGGCCUGUAUCAGACUAACACGUGAAAUUAUAAACAGGACAUACCGGUUUACAGUCUGUGUGAAUCCUGUGAUGCAGAAACACUUGGGUGCUGCAGCAGGACAAAGCUGGAUGCAUGUAGUUGAGCUGUACCUGUCUGCACUUUGUAGUUUUGGCAACCCCAGAAAGCUCAGUUCUAAAAUGAACCCAGCAACAUGAUGCAUGCAAUGAGCUAAAAGUUGCCAAAAACAUUUCCUCUACCUUUUUAUUUUUUCCCUUGUUAUAUGAAGUCUAAUUUGUAUUUUUUGUGUCAGGGGUAGACUUGUCUGUUGGAUGUACUGAUUUUAUUUAAUUCAGCUGUAUAGGUAUUCAGCAAGUUCUAUCAUUCCUUAUUCCUUUUUUUCUGUAGAGUUGUAUUUCUGAUACACAUAGAUUUGUAAUAGGUAGCUUUGUAAGUAUUUAUCGAAACCAGCCUGUAUAACAUUUUUUUCUUUGUAAAUAGCUCAGCUAAUUGUGGCUAGUACUUAAAAUGUUUAAUCGUGUCUGUUGAGUGUUCAACUCUUUUUGAUAGUGUAUACUGAAUUUACAGUAUGGCAUUACUGUGACAGCAUCAAUAUAGAGUUUCAGAUGGUAGGUACCACUUGCACCCAAAUGAAAUGUUCUGACUAAAAGAAUAAAAAUAGUUUUAAAUUAA
Protopterus annectens (West African lungfish) is the source of this 8258-nucleotide messenger RNA. RefSeq names its product discoidin domain-containing receptor 2-like. Gene Ontology annotation, cellular component: signaling receptor complex; membrane. The transcript has 20 exons. NCBI's taxonomy places the organism in Eukaryota, Metazoa, Chordata, Ceratodontiformes, Protopteridae. Gene Ontology annotation, molecular function: protein tyrosine kinase collagen receptor activity; ATP binding; collagen binding. The coding region runs from base 954 to 3782 and encodes 942 amino acids. Gene Ontology annotation, biological process: protein phosphorylation; cell surface receptor protein tyrosine kinase signaling pathway; positive regulation of kinase activity. The record is from RefSeq and is a predicted model, not a curated record.